Molecule: messenger RNA, 516 nt
Organism: Cantharellus anzutake
Lineage: Eukaryota; Fungi; Basidiomycota; Agaricomycetes; Cantharellales; Hydnaceae
Product: RNA recognition motif 2-domain-containing protein
Exons: 6
Coding region: 1-516 (171 amino acids)
Molecular function (GO): nucleic acid binding
Source: RefSeq, a predicted model, not a curated record
AUGAAUAGAGAGAGGAAACCCAUCCCUGAAGCGAAUAUUAUCGAUGUGGAGAGGAUCGAGGCGGGGUUGGAUACGAGGACUACGGUCAUGUUGAAGAACAUCCCAAAUAAGGCAAUGGCUAUAGAUGACCUCGAAGGAUUUGCAGAACUUUAUUGGGGCACCGUCGACUUUCUUUAUCUCCGUAUCGAUUUUCAGAAUCAGUGUAACGUCGGAUAUGCGUUCGUUAACUUCAUUGAGACCACAGACUUGCUGAAGUUUUGUAAGCAGUGCUUGGGCAAGAAGUGGAACAUGUUCCAAUCCGAGAAAGUGUUGCAAAUGAGUUAUGCCAAUUACCAGGGCAAAUCAGCUCUCGUCGAUAAAUUUAGGAAUAGCGCUGUUCUGAACGAACGUCCUGAAUGGCGCCCACAGCUCUUCCAUUCCGAAGGCCCCAGCAAGGGUCUUCCCCAUCCCUUCCCUGGUAGGUUCCAGUGUCCGAGCGCCUUGAUAGCUGUCCCUUAUAUUCGUUCUAGCAUCUAA